This is a messenger RNA of Falco peregrinus (peregrine falcon), 4255 nucleotides long. It is a transcript of the gene CPSF2, whose product is annotated as cleavage and polyadenylation specific factor 2. Gene Ontology annotation, cellular component: mRNA cleavage and polyadenylation specificity factor complex. Gene Ontology annotation, molecular function: RNA binding. The coding region runs from base 161 to 2509 and encodes 782 amino acids. NCBI's taxonomy places the organism in Eukaryota, Metazoa, Chordata, Aves, Falconiformes, Falconidae. Gene Ontology annotation, biological process: mRNA 3'-end processing by stem-loop binding and cleavage. The record is from RefSeq and is a predicted model, not a curated record. The transcript is spliced from 15 exons.
CUCCUCCUUUCUCCCCGCCUCCCGCAAGAUGGCGGAGCGUUUCGCGCGCUGCGGCGGGGGGUGGCAGGCGCGCGCCCCGCUGGGCUUGAGGGAGGCCGGCGCGCGGGCGGCCCGCGAGGCAGGUUAGUUCUUUUUGAGAUUAAAUACUUGGGAGAGGAAAAUGACAUCGAUUAUCAAGUUGACUACACUUUCAGGGGUGCAGGAGGAGUCUGCCCUUUGCUAUCUGUUGCAAGUAGAUGAAUUUCGUUUUCUUUUGGACUGUGGCUGGGAUGAAAACUUUUCUAUGGACAUUAUUGAUUCUCUAAGGAAACAUGUACAUCAGGUUGAUGCUGUACUUCUUUCUCAUCCUGACCCUCUACACCUCGGUGCUCUUCCGUAUGCAGUUGGAAAAAUGGGGUUGAAUUGUGCCAUUUAUGCAACUAUUCCUGUAUAUAAAAUGGGGCAGAUGUUUAUGUAUGAUCUCUACCAGUCCCGCCAUAAUACUGAAGAUUUCACACUCUUUACUCUGGAUGAUGUAGAUGCAGCCUUUGAUAAAAUACAACAGCUGAAAUUUUCUCAGAUUGUGAACUUGAAAGGCAAAGGACAUGGUUUGUCAAUCACACCAUUGCCAGCUGGCCACAUGAUAGGAGGUACAAUCUGGAAGAUUGUCAAGGAUGGAGAGGAAGAAAUUGUUUAUGCAGUUGAUUUCAACCACAAGAGGGAGAUCCAUCUGAAUGGAUGUUCCUUGGAAAUGUUGAGCAGGCCUUCGUUGCUUAUUACAGAUUCAUUUAAUGCUACUUAUGUACAGCCCAGGAGGAAGCAAAGGGAUGAACAGCUACUGACUAAUGUUUUGGAGACAUUACGAGGUGAUGGAAAUGUGUUAAUAGCCGUGGAUACAGCAGGCAGAGUUCUGGAACUUGCUCAACUUCUUGAUCAGAUCUGGAGAACGAAAGAUGCAGGAUUAGGAGUCUACUCUCUAGCACUUUUGAAUAACGUCAGCUACAAUGUAGUGGAGUUCUCUAAGUCACAGGUUGAAUGGAUGAGUGACAAGUUGAUGAGGUGCUUUGAAGACAAGAGAAACAAUCCUUUUCAGUUCCGCCAUCUUUCCUUAUGUCAUAGUUUAUCUGAUCUAGCUCGAGUACCUAGUCCAAAAGUUGUUCUUGCCAGUCAGCCUGACUUGGAGUGUGGGUUUUCUAGAGAUCUUUUCAUUCAAUGGUGCCAGGAUGCCAAAAACUCUAUAAUUUUAACUUACCGCACUACACCUGGAACAUUAGCAAGAUUCCUGAUUGAUAAUCCUUCUGAAAAAGUUAUAGAUAUUGAGUUGAGAAAACGUGUCAAGUUGGAAGGAAAAGAACUUGAAGAAUACCUAGAAAAGGAGAAACUAAAGAAAGAAGCAGCUAAGAAGCUGGAACAGUCUAAAGAGGCAGAUAUUGAUUCCAGUGAUGAGAGUGAUGCUGAAGAGGAUAUUGAUCAGCCAACUGUACAUAAGACAAAACAUGAUUUGAUGAUGAAAGGUGAAGGUAGCCGGAAAGGAAGCUUCUUCAAACAGGCAAAGAAGUCUUAUCCAAUGUUUCCAGCCCCUGAAGAAAGAAUUAAAUGGGAUGAAUAUGGCGAGAUUAUCAAACCUGAGGAUUUUCUAGUUCCAGAACUUCAAGCAACAGAGGAAGAAAAAAGCAAAUUAGAAUCUGGUUUGACAAAUGGAGAAGAGCCUAUGGACCAGGAUUUAUCAGAUGUUCCUACCAAAUGUAUUUCUGCAACAGAAUCCAUGGAAAUUAAAGCCAGAGUUACAUACAUUGACUAUGAAGGACGCUCAGAUGGGGACUCAAUUAAAAAAAUUAUUAACCAAAUGAAACCAAGACAACUCAUCAUUGUCCAUGGACCACCUGAGGCCAGUCAGGACCUUGCAGAAUGUUGCAGAGCUUUUGGUGGAAAAGAUAUUAAGGUUUACAUGCCAAAACUGCAUGAAACAGUAGAUGCAACUAGUGAAACUCACAUUUACCAGGUCAGGUUAAAAGAUUCUCUUGUCAGCUCCCUUCAGUUCUGUAAAGCCAAGGAUGCUGAGCUGGCUUGGAUAGAUGGUGUUCUGGACAUGCGGGUUUCAAAAGUAGAUACUGGAGUUAUUCUGGAAGAGGGAGAGUUGAGGGAAGAUGAAGACUUAGAGAUGCAAGUGGAUAUGCCUUCUUCGGACUCUAGUGUCAUUGCACAACAGAAGGCCAUGAAAAGCCUCUUCGGUGACGAUGACAAGGAGAUGUGUGAGGAGAGCGAGAUCAUUCCUACUUUGGAACCUCUGCCACCUCAUGAGGUUCUUGGACACCAGUCUGUAUUUAUGAAUGAGCCAAGACUGUCUGACUUCAAGCAGGUUCUCUUGCGAGAAGGUAUACAAGCUGAAUUUGUAGGAGGAGUGCUUGUGUGCAACAAUCUGGUGGCUGUUCGCAGGACUGAAACAGGACGCAUUGGAUUGGAAGGCUGUCUCUGUCAGGACUUCUAUAGGAUAAGAGACCUUUUAUAUGAGCAAUAUGCUAUUGUCUAAAGGAAGUGCUGCAAAGAUGUUUUUACUUGAACUUUUGAAGACUGGGGAUUUCGCCCAUUUCGACAACUUGUAGUUUUCUAAUUUAUACAGGGGAAGCCUAAUUCAUAAAAAAAAAAAUCAACUACCCUGAACAUGUAAAUAAAUAACUGCUACUGUUGUUCAUAAAUUUGUUGGUACAUUCCAUGUUGUUGACUUUCAAACUGUUACGACUUGCCAUCUCCCACAUAACACAUUAUAAAUGAGUUUGUGACUAUGAACCCUUCUCAGGAAAGGUUCUGUUUGUCAAGACAAUGUUUUGGUUUCAUAGAUUCCCUGCUAAAGUGUACAAAAUACAUAAGUCAUUCUUCUGUUCUAAAAUAAGAUUAGAGGGGAACUGUGGGUUUCUUUGGUUUUGUUCUUUUUGGGGUCUCUGUGAUUUAUUUUUUUUGUUUUGGUAUUUUUGUUCUUUUUUUUUUUUUCUAACUUUGGUUUACAGACAGUCUUGAGUUUUGUUGUGUGUUUUUUAAAUGGAGGUUAGUUAAAGUACAUUUUUAAUAGCCCACUUAAAGCUGAACUACCUAUACUUCCCCGCAGUGUUAAUCUGGCUGCAUCUCAAUGUUGUAUCUGCUCCAUCUUACUGAUUUGUUCCAGAACAGCAUUUCAUAUUCUGUAUAAAGUAUUACUCUGCAGGAUCAAAAAAUUGCUUUGGAAAGGUACUCUUUAAGAAAACUGGAUAAUGCUGUAAGGCAGCUUAAAAUCUGGUAAUUGUGUGCUUCAGAGUAACUUCUGUACAAACAUAGAAUUUGUAACUUCUAAUUUUGCAAAAUGGUGCUUACUAAAAAUUUUUUUCUGAGUUCUGAUUUUAAUGCUUUCAAGGUUUAAAGACUUUAUUCAUGCCCUGCUGUUUGUUCAGAGUGCCAUGAGCUAAGUUCAGGAAGAGUUCAUGUGAUUUAAUGGUUUUGCACCCUGUUUCAUUCUAAUUGCAUGUUUUUAUGCCAUUUUUCAUUCUAGUUGACAGUGGCACUUGCUGUAGCUGCUGCUGCUAGGAAUUGACCUUACAUCUUAGUUGAAGAUGAUCACAGUUUUGGGCACCUUAAUUUCUCAGAAAUUAACUUAUGCAAAUAAAUGGCCUCGAGUUAAUUUAAUCCUUUUUUCCCCUGUCCAUGUGUGAACCACCAGCUUUGGCAGUGGAGGGUUGCUUGCUUGUUUUUGCAUAAAACAGCAAUGUAAUACGUGCUCUGUGUAUAUGUUUAAAUAAAACCUUUUGAAAAAGUGGCAAAAAAAUAGCCCUGUGGGCUGUCAAUGGAAAGCUAAUUUACUUUGCAACUCAUUCAGAUAGAAAACUAUCUGAUCUACAGAUGGAUUCUUUUAAAAAGAGUAACUUAAAACUGAAGACUCUAAAACAAACAAACAGCAACAGAAAAACAACCAAAGAAACCCAAACCUGCUAGAACUAUAUACUGAAAAUGUAAAAACUUUGAAAAUUUAAUGCAAGUGUGAAUGUGGUUUGUUACACAAAGAAAAUCUUGGUAAGAAUGACUGAAUGGCUCAACACUUUUUUUUUUUUCUUGUUACAGUGUAGAAAAACUUUUAUUUUCAAUUAUAUUGACAGCCAAAACUUCAUAGAAAUGCUCUGGUUUUGUAGCUGUUUUGUAGCAAUGCUAUGUAAAUGUAUAUGAUACUGGAUGCUUGCUGGUGAAAACUGUUGUAUUACUAUUGUUGCUAAUACUAAUGAACUUUUAUAAAGUGAGUUACUUUGUACAGAAA